Radiomyces spectabilis is the source of this 1990-nucleotide messenger RNA. RefSeq names its product tubulin domain-containing protein. The transcript is spliced from 8 exons. NCBI's taxonomy places the organism in Eukaryota, Fungi, Mucoromycota, Mucoromycetes, Mucorales, Radiomycetaceae. Bases 306 to 1706 code for a protein of 466 amino acids. The record is from RefSeq and is a predicted model, not a curated record. Gene Ontology annotation, biological process: mitochondrion distribution. Gene Ontology annotation, cellular component: cytoplasm.
GAGGGAAACAAGUCACUUGUGUGCCUGGCCAGCUGCCAUUGAAACUGCCUUUUUGCUCUGUUCAUCGUGUUGGUCCCCAUGCGUGAAAUUAUUACCUUACAAUUAGGCCAAGCAGCCAAUUUUGUUGGAACUCACUUUUGGAAUGCUCAGGUAAAACUCUUGGUCAACUUUUUACAUCGUCAAUCGCUUAAUACCCCCGCUUCUUUUCAUGUUAGGAAGAGUAUUUCGAUUACGGCAAUGGUGAUAAUAAGCCCAAGGAAAUCAAUCAUGAUAUCCUUUAUCGAGUUGGCUUGACCCCGAAUGGAAUGGAGACGUAUACUCCGCGUGUCCUCAUUUACGAUCUGAAAGGCGCCUUUGGAUCGUUGCAGAAAUACAACAAGCUUUUCAUCGGCGAAGCAAACGAGGCCGAUCAGGUGCCAUGGGAAAAUGGGAUCAACGCCGUCGCCACGGAUGUGAGGGAGAAGAAUCGAUAUCAGCAGGAAUUAGAUCGAUUAGACGAGAAUACAAGCAACGCUAUGGAUCUAGAUGUGGCCGCGCAAAUGCUGGAUACCACAGUGACCACGUGGUCCGAUUAUAAUCGCAUCUUUUACCAUCCUCGUUCAGUUAACACAAUUCAGACGCAUACUGCAGAAAACCCUUUACAUCCUUUCAAUGUCUACUCUGCGGGACGCCAAGCGUAUGACGAUAAUGAAAAGGAAACCGACAUUUUUGAUGAUAAUUUCCGCUUCUUUGCCGAAGAAUGCGACCAGCUCCAAGGUUUCCAAUUACUUACGGGGAUCGAUGACGCGUUUGGUGGAUUCGCAGAAGGAUUGCUGCAAGAUAUUCGAGAUGAAUUCCCGAAACUUGCCAUACUUACCUAUGGUAUAUCCUCCAAUACUCCUUCUUCCGAUCGAGCCCGUCAGAAGAAAGCCCUGAGUCAUGCCUUUAGUCUGGCUCGAUUAUCCCCUCUCUCUUCUCUGUACGUCCCGCUAAGAACGCCCCAACGAAUCAACAGUCCUUAUUUGCAUGCCAAUUGUGAAUCCCUGUACCAUACAAGCGCCAUUCUCUCUGCCGCCAUUGAAACCGCUUCUUUACCCUACCGAUUGAAAAAGAAUGGAUUAUCGUUAACCGACAGUAUAGCGUUGCUCAACCGCCAACAACCGACACGGUUAGCUGGCCUCACAGUGUCUUUACCUGUGCCUGUACAGGAACAAGCCAACAAGGCCACACUCGACCCUUGCUUGCUUGACCUUACGAUCCAAGCUCCCCAACAACAGAUGCGUGAAGAUGUUACGGGAGAAGUUGUCGUCCUUCGUGGCAUUCCAAACUCAAGAAUGGAUUACGAGGACAAUAUUGAACAGGCAUGCUCGAGUUUCAAGCAUGAGCAUUCCCCUUUUCACUAUCGAUCGGUUAUUGACGCACCUUAUCCGAUUGCCGAAUCCUUCCCUCGGUUCUUUGAUUCGUCUAUUGGUGCCGAUGGUUUGAUUGAAUCCACGAAAUCAUUGAUGCCACCUCACUCAGUGCCUGCAUUAUCUCGACUGUAUAAUGGAGACCGUUUGGGUGCUGUAGUUGAAGACAUGGUUCAGUCAUUGAAGGGCAUCUCUUUCAAGGACCAUUUUGAAUACGCAGAAGGCGACUACGGGUUUGGAUCCGAGGAUUAUGCAGAGAUGAAGGAGACUUUAAUCACAUUAGCGGAUGGAUACAGACAGGAUGAUGGAAUGAUGUAAAUAAUAGAAAAUGAAAGUAUAUAAAGUACAAGGUUGUUGUAUGCAAAAAAGGUGUACCAUCAGACAAGGCAGGAUGCCCAAAUCCAGUUGGCAGGAGGGGAAGGAGUUACCCACGUAGGUGGUAUCUUUUGUUCAAGGGACGAAAUGCUAUUGGGAUCUUGGUGAUCAUCAUGGAUUAAAUAUUGAUCCCAAUGCUUGCGUACGCGACGUAAACUGUCUGGAUGUUGAAAUGCUUGCCUCCAGUAUCGGUAGGCGGACUCAUCCAAUGGGGCGUCGGUCCAAUG